Molecule: messenger RNA, 1059 nt
Organism: Oldenlandia corymbosa var. corymbosa
Lineage: Eukaryota; Viridiplantae; Streptophyta; Magnoliopsida; Gentianales; Rubiaceae
Source: the annotation of a GenBank genome assembly
AUGGUAUCCUCGUCCGUCCUUGAUCGUAUUCAAUCGGCCUUGGACAGAGUCGAAACCAUGCUGAUAUAUUCCGAUCGUCGCAGUAAGGUAUAUUUUGAAUCGAGGACAUUGAGGUUAUGGUUAAGGAAUCUCAAAACCUUUGUCCUCAUCUUUUCUAACACAGAGUUGGGCAACGAUAAUCAUGUUGGUCUUUUCCUCCUAAGAAUUGCAGAUACGGUCCAGACAUUUGCCCGGAAAGCUGACUCUUGGAGGGAUGGUAUCGGGAUGUUGAACAAUUUUUUUUUUAAUGACAGGUAUGUCAUCAAAUUUGAAUUGCUUUGCAAAGACGCCAGGGAGUGGGAAACCAAGACUUGUUUGCCAUUGAAGUUUGAAAUGGAAGAACGAUACGUGACCCUGCAAAUGAAAUCAGCUAAUGAUGUUAUUCAUAAGAUCAUCAGGGGCAGCCCAUAUCAUCAAGUCCUGGAUAUUCUUGAUUCCAUCUUGGAACAACUAGUCGAUCUUCUGGAUCUCGAUAAAAGAUGCAACUCAAACCUCGAGGUUAUUAUAGGCCUCGAAGACGCAGCUCCAGCCUUGAGAGAUCAGAUGGUGUUCCUGAUAAGUCUCAUCCGAUUUUCCAUUUCCAUUCCCAUGGAUGGGCCGCCUUACCAUUGUCAUACGCAUGAUUUGUUGCUGGCUCACGCUGAACCUGUUUCCAUCACUGCUGCACGUCUGCUUUUGAAGCUCAAUUGUGUAGAAUAUGUCAGAGCAGAUGGGAUUUGGGAUGAGAUCUCAAGCUUGGUGUCAAGGGUCAACCCGUUUGAUCUUCACAUCCAUACUCAGGUCCUAAUCAAUGGUGCCAAAUCCAGUGAUCAAAAAGUGGACUUUAUUGCAAUCACGGAUGUCCUUGAUGGUUUCACAUCUAAACUUUGGUAUCUAUUGACUCGACCGGAAACUUAUAGCCAUGUGAUUCCCAUGGAGGAUCAACUGCAAGAGCUGUACCAAUGGCUUAGAUUCUUGAGCAUCACUCUCAAGCAGCCGCCACACAACUUUGAUCUGAAGGCCAAGGCAGAUAUCAUUUAG